Messenger RNA from Tilletiaria anomala UBC 951, 803 nucleotides. RefSeq lists its product as uncharacterized. The transcript has a single exon. The record is from RefSeq and is a predicted model, not a curated record. The coding region runs from base 129 to 596 and encodes 155 amino acids. Lineage: Eukaryota; Fungi; Basidiomycota; Exobasidiomycetes; Georgefischeriales; Tilletiariaceae.
GCGGCGGCGGGUCCAGGUCAGCUCAGAUACUUGUCCGAUGAGAGGUGCUGCGGGCAGGCUGACGACCAGGAGGAUGAGGAGGAAGAAAAAGAAGGAUAAGUGGGCGCCGAGAGGGGGGCGGGGUGAGGAUGCCUCAUAUAUGUAUAUGGGUCCGACAGAAGAAGAGUACACGCGUCAAGGAUCACUGCAACACGGGAGAAGCAACGGAGUGCAGUAUGAGGGACAGGACCGCACGGCGACGACUCAUCCAAGUGGACCUCUCUCUCCCUCCCCUCCUUCCUGCUAUCUCCCCGCUGUAUGGGGAUGGAUACGCCACCACCACUCGGCUACUGAGCUGGUGCACGCUGCUGGUCCGGGUAUUCAGCCGCUGCUGUUUUUUGUUAUUGUUUGACGGUCAUCACUGGGGGGGAUACCUCUGCAGAGCCGCCCCGCAACGUUGCUACUCGUUAGAGGGGUGCCUUUUUUCUUUCUCCACAGUCCCAAGCACGACAACGCAGAGAGAGCGGCGGUGCCAUGGCUGGUGCCGCCGCCGUGCCAUCUGUGCGAAUAAGUUGGGAUGCGGCCCUGCAAAGCCGAAAGUGUAUGCAGCGGCAUGAGACCGUAGGCAGCAGGCGGCAGUCUACUACUCCUCUCUCACCCUGCCGCACUGUCCCAGCCGCCGCAGCCGCCGACACCCGCAAGCCGCCGCCUAAAGCGACGCCAUGCCGUGAGGCGGCGGGCUGCGAAGGCCUACAUUGCAGCAUUGCGCCAGUGUGUUUUAUAUACGUAUGCACAAAGAUAUACGUACAUACAUACAUACAUAC